AUGUUGAGCCUGCGAGGAUGGAGCAGGCGCCUUGGGCUUGAUAGCCUGACCAGAAGAGAUGCCAAUGACUCUGAGUCCAGUCAGCCGGAGUUUACUUUUGCGGCUGUGUCCAUCGGUCUGCUCAUAGGUUGUUUGCUAUGCUUCACGAAUCUUUACUUUGGUCUGCAAACGGGCUGGAUCAGCAUGAUGUCCCUUCAAUCAGCCCUCAUAGGUUUCCUACUAUCAAAGAUGCUCCCAAAGCCGCUUUCUCCACAAGAAAUCAUCGUGGUCCAAACCACUGCGGUUGCUACUGGCACUAUGCCACUUGCUGCGGGAUUUGUGGGUAUCUUACCUGCCUUGGGCUUACUUAGCGAGGAGAAGGAUGGGACGCCUCCUAUCCAUCUCUCUUGGAUUGCGGCGAUAGGAUGGUCUUGCUCUAUUGCAUUUUUUGGAGUUUUCCUAUCCCCACCCAUUCGAAAACAAGUUAUUAUAGAAGAACAACUUGCAUUUCCAUCAGGGACAGCCACGGCGCAGCUAAUCUCCGUUCUUCAUCGAUUGCCACCCCCUGAUACUUCUCUGAGACGUCGUAAUGGAUAUACGGAGGUCGACACAGAGGAUAUUUCUGAGGGCACGUUACUGAAUGACUCAUUGAAUCCCGAGGAGAGUAUAGAUCGCGUAGAAGACGAAAGAGAAGUUGUCACCCAAGAAGGCUGGUCAGAUCUCGUUUACAGCUUCCUUGCGUCCGGUGCUAUGACACUUGCAGCAUACUUUUUCCCUAUCGUCUUUUCGAUACCUCUAUUUGGAAAAUACUUGGCGCGCGAGUGGCUGUGGUCGUUUACUCCCAGUUUAUCUUACGUGGGGCAAGGAAUCAUCAUGGGCUUUCCUACGACGCUCAGUAUGAACUUGGGUAUGCUCGUGGGCUGGGGUAUUCUUUCGCCAAUAUCUAAAUACUCUGGAUGGGCCCCUGGCCCCGUUGGCGACAUGUCGACUGGUGCUCGAGGAUGGAUACUCUGGGUAUCUCUCGCUAUAAUGUGUUCCGACAGUGUCGUUUCACUGCUUCCUGUUGUCUAUGAAUCUGGUAUGAAGCUAUUGCGAAGUUCCUCGAUACAGCUGGAGGACGAUCAGAACAAAGACCAUGAAGUUGAAACUGAGGAUAGACUGGUUCCCAUUCGUUGGGUGGUGAAUGGAUUACUUGGCAGUGUCAUCAUUGGCACUCUCCUCGUAUGGAUGGUAUUUGGAAAUGAAGGUAUCAAGCCAUGGGCAACGUUGAUUGGAUUUGUGAUGGGUGGAUUACUAAGUAUUCUUGGAGUUCGCGCCUUGGGAGAGACUGAUCUGAACCCUGUUAGUGGUUUGGGCAAGAUUUCACAACUACUCUUCGCUUGGAUACAGCCAGGAAAUGUGGUGGCCAACAUCAUUGCAGGAGGCGUAGCAGAGGCUGGUGCUCAACAGGCUGGAGAUCUGAUGCAAGAUCUGAAAACUGGGCAUCUCAUACAUGCGUCACCCAGAGCUCAGUUCUUUGGUCAACUGAUCGGCUCAUUGUUGUCCAUCGUUGUCUCAGCUACUGCCUAUACUCUCUACAAUCGAGCGUACGAAAUACCUGGGCCUUCUUUCCCCGCGCCAACCGCCUAUGUCUGGCUCAGCCUGGCACGCCUCCUUCGUGAUGGCCAACUUCCAGACUAUAGUCAGGUAUACAUGGUGGUCUUCGCCGCGGUAUUUUCUAUCAUCGCAGGCGUGAAAAUCUUCGCAGUCCGACGACGUGCCAGCUACGCAAAGUGGAUUCCUUCGGGGGUUGCGUUCGCCAUUGGCUUUCUCAACACGCCUUCCUUCUCGCUUGCUCGUUUGAUAGGAGGCAUCGUCGAGUACCUCUAUCACACCCGCGUCGCCAAGUCAGGCGGGGCAGACAUUCGGCUGAUUGUCAUCGCCAGUGGAUUCGUCCUUGGAGAAGGUGUCAUUAGCAUAGUCUCUCUCGUGCUUCGGACGUUUGGUGUGGGCGUCGCUAGUUGUUGGGGGUGCAGUGGGGGAAUUUGUGCAGGGUGUCCUGCGUGA
This is a messenger RNA of Serpula lacrymans var. lacrymans S7.9, 2025 nucleotides long. RefSeq lists its product as uncharacterized. Gene Ontology annotation, cellular component: fungal-type vacuole membrane. Lineage: Eukaryota; Fungi; Basidiomycota; Agaricomycetes; Boletales; Serpulaceae. The coding region runs from base 1 to 2025 and encodes 674 amino acids. The transcript has 13 exons. The record is from RefSeq and is a predicted model, not a curated record. Gene Ontology annotation, molecular function: oligopeptide transmembrane transporter activity; 2 iron, 2 sulfur cluster binding.